Messenger RNA from Rubroshorea leprosula, 3363 nucleotides. The record is from the annotation of a GenBank genome assembly. Lineage: Eukaryota; Viridiplantae; Streptophyta; Magnoliopsida; Malvales; Dipterocarpaceae.
AAAUUCUCCACCAGCUUCAUACUCUGUUGUUAUUUGAUUUUUGCUCUUUGUUUUGCAAAGAAAUUUUCUUCCUUUUCUGGUCAUACUUAAAUACAGUAUUCUUGUUCUUUACUUAUCUAUAUUCAUGACUGCUAUUCUGAACAAAGCACACAUAAUCUGCACUGACCAUUUGCUCGAUGGUCGGCCUGCCUCCCUCAACAAAUACAUCAAAAAAUGGCAUUUGGCUUUUGUCAACAUCUACUGCUCAAGAACAUUUUUUUCUCUCGUCAGGAAUCAUGAUUCCAAGGCUUCGCCCAUUCCUGAUCAUGUCACUCUAACAAUUCCACCAGAUAAUGGUUGUUUCAAAAUUGAUGAGACCACUCUCACCGAUGUUGUGAAGGAGAAAAAGCUUGAGAAGCUUCAACAAAUUGGCGGAGUGAAUGGCGUAGCUUCUUCCCUGCAAACCAGCUUGGAUAGUGGAAUCAAAGGCAGUGCUGAGGAUAUUGCUCGCCGACGUGACGCAUUUGGUUCUAACACCUACAAAAAACCGCCAUCCAGGAGUAGCUUCUUCCAUUUUCUGGUGCAAGCUUUCAAGGAUUUCGGCUGUGCCGCACUUUCUCUAAUUGGGCUCGGCAUAAAGAAGAACGGCUUGACAGACAGUUGUGGUGACGGUGGGAGUAUUUUCAUGGCUAUUUUUCUGGUCAUUGCCAUCUCUUCCUUCAGUAAGUACAUACAGAACAAACAGUUCGAAAUAUUGCCUGAAGCCAGCAACGACAUCCGAAUUGAUGUCAUCAGAGGUGGCAGGCGGCAACAGAUUUCAAUAUUUGAUAUCGUAGUCGGAGAUAUUGUUUGCCUAAAAAUUGGGGAUCAGGUUCCAGCUGAUGGGUUGUUCUUGUAUGAACAUUCUCUGCAGAUAGGCGAAUCCAGCAUGACAGGGGAGAGCGACCAUGUUGAGGUGAAUUCAAAGAAAAAUCCGUUCUUGAUUUCUGGUACCAAGGUGGUCGAUGGGGAUGCUCGGAUGCUUGUCACUUCCGUUGGAAUGAACACGACCUGGGGCCAGAUGAUGAGCCACGUGACGGUCGACAACAACGAGCAGACGCUGUUGCAAGUCCGGCUAAACAAGCUAACGUCUGCAAUGCGUAGAGUCUGUGUGGCAGUGGCUUUCAUGGUUCUUAUAGUGUUGUUGGUCGGUUACUUCACCAGAAAUACAACCGAUCAGAAAGUCAACACAGAGAUCAAUGGAAGCAGAAAAAAUGCCAAUGAUAAAAUAGAUACUGUGGCGGAGAUAAUUGCUGCUGCUUUCACAAUCGUCGUUGUUGCUAUCCCGGAGGAGCUGUCGUCUAUCGUUGCGCUGACUCUGGCGUAUUCAAUGAAGAAAAUGAUGGCCGAUCAGGUGAUGGUCCGAAAGCUUUUUGCCUGUGAAACUAUGGGUUCUGCCACCGUAAUUUGCACUGACAAAACAGGUACUCUUACACUUAAUCAGAUGAAGGUGACAAGGUUUUGGCAGGGAAAGGAAGCCAUGGAUGGAACUUCUUCUUCCAUUUCUUCAUUUGUUGUUAACUUGAUUCAUCAAGGAGUUGCUCUGAAUACAACAAGAAGUGUUUGCAGAGGUUCUUCAACGUCAGAAUUCCAAUUCUUUGGUAAUCCAACGGAAAAAGCAAUUCUUUCUUGGGCAGUUCUGGACAUGAAGAUGGAUCAGGAGGAAAUAAAGAAGAAUUUCACCAUCCUCUUUGAGGAACCUUUCGAUUCUCGGAAGAAACGGAGCGGAGUUCUGAUCAAGAAGAAAGAAGAUAACACAGUUUACGUUCAUUGGAAAGGAGCAGCAGAAACAAUUCUGGCUAUGUGCUCAAGCUACUAUGAUGGUUCAGGAGUUAUGAAAGAUCUUAAUGGAGAAGAAAGGAUGGAAUUCAAGAAAAUUAUUCGAGGAAUGGCGGCAAGCAGUCUCCGGUGCAUUGCUUUUGCUCACAAACAAGUUGCAGAAACUGAGGAAGAAAAUGUGAAAGAGAAGAAAAAGCUUAAAGAGGAAAAUUUGACCUUGUUGGGACUUGUAGGUAUCAAGGAUUCAUGUCGGCCAGGGGUGAAGAAGGCAGUGGAGGACUGCCAGCAUGCCGGAGUGAAGAUCAAGAUGAUUACUGGCGACGAUGUCUUCACAGCAAGAGCUAUUGCCACUGAAUGUGGGAUUCUUCGGUCGGGUCAGGACAUGGAUAGUGGAGCUGUUGUAGAAGGCGAGGAAUUCCAGAAAUAUACACCAGAAGAGAGGAUGGAGAAGGUGGAGAAGAUUUGCGUUAUGGCAAGAUCGUCUCCUUCUGACAAAUUACUCAUGGUGCAAUGCUUGAAACAGAAAGGGCAUGUAGUUGCAGUCACUGGGGAUGGUACCAAUGAUACACCAGCACUCAAAAAAGCUGACAUUGGAUUGUCAAUGGGGAUUCAAGGGACGGAAGUUGCAAAAGCGAGCUCCGAUGUUGUCAUCUUGGAUGACAAUUUCGAUUCUGUGACCACCGUUCUGAAGUGGGGCAGAUGUGUUUACACUAAUAUACAGAAAUUCAUUCAAUUCCAGUUGACGAUAAAUGUUACUGCUCUGGUGAUCAACUCCGUGGCAACUAUUUCUACAGGAGAAGUUCCUUUAACAGCCGUUCAGCUUUUGUGGGUGAAUUUGAUCAUGGACAACUUGGCUUCUUUGGCUCUAGCUACAGAGGAGCCUACCAUGGGGCUUAUGAAGAGGCGACCUGUUGGUCGUACAGAGCCACUAAUUACCAAUAUAAUGUGGAGGAACCUCCUAGCUCAAGCUUUUUACCAAGUUGCAGUACUCCUGAUCCUACAAUUCAGAGGAGAGUCAAUCUUCAAUGUGACUGAAGCAGUGAAUGACACCUUAAUAUUCAACACUUUUGUGCUCUGCCAAGUUUUCAAUGAAUUCAAUGCAAGGAAGUUGGAGAAGAAGAAUGUGUUCAAGGGUAUUCAUAAGAACAACCUAUUUCUAGGGAUCGUCGGGAUGACCAUUGUUCUUCAAGUGCUAAUGGUGGAGUUUCUAAAGCAGUUUGCAGGUACAGAGAGGUUGAAUUGGGGACAGUGGGGUGCUUGCAUAGCCAUGGCUAUUGCAUCUUGGCCCAUUGGCUCGAUCGUUAAGUGUAUACCAGUGCCAGAAAGACCUAUUUUCAGCUAUCUCAAAUGGAAGAAGCGCACAUAGUAUAUUUAAAGCAUGAAAAUGUAUAUUUAAAAUGUGUUUAACCAUUGACAUUUGUGGAAUUAUGGGCUUAAGAGUUAUAUUUUUCUACAAGUAAUUUUAUAAUUAUUCAUUCUAUUCAUGUUGUGCAAAUUUUUUAUAAUUGAAGGUUUGAAUGUUUGAUUAUUAGAUGGAGAGAAUUAGAAGAAAAUGACUUAAAUGCA